GAUGUUUCGAUGCAGAGUGUCAGUAACAUUGAACCCAGCUGUUUCCAAACACUCUCUCUCUCUGCGUUUCCAGGCUUCGCGGAUGGCAUGGAGCUAACACAAAGGUUUACCUUCAACCCCAAGGUGGGUAUUGACAACCCAGCCCUGGUAACUACGGAUGAUGCAGAGAUGGGCUGCCGUCCUGUCCCCCGGCUCUGUCGACUGUGCCGCUCGGAGGGCGAGAGUUUCGGGUUCUACCUGCGCAUGGAGCUGGGCUGCGCGGGCCACGUGAUAAGGCAGGUGGAGCCGUGGAGCGUGGCAGAGCGCAGCGGACUGAGGGAUGGGGACCGGCUGCUGGAGAUCAACGGGGACUUUGUGGAUCACAUGGAGCACAACAAGAUCGUGCAGAAGAUCCAUGCAAGCGGGUUGCAGGUGUCAUUCCUGGUCCUGGAGGGCAGUGAUUUCGAGCGGGCGCGGGGGCAGGGGGUGGACCUGCGGACACUGGCUCGGGAGCACGGUGGGGGGGAGCAGGGCGCCCGGCCCCGGCUCUUCCACGUCACGCGAGACCACCAAGACGGGCUGGGUUUCACGAUCGCCGCAGCCGAGGGCUCGAAGGGCAGGUUCUCCCUGGUUGUGACAAGCGGGGGCCCGGCGGAGAAGGUAGGGGUGCGGACGGGAGACAGGCUGAUCUGGAUCAAUGGGAACCACGUGGCAGACCUGACCCACUGUGCUGUCAACAAGAUGCUGAAGAAGUGUGGGGACGGCGUCACGCUCUUGGUGCUUGACAGCGAGAGCGAGGAGCGUUACAGGAAGCGUGGGAUUGUGGUCGUGCCGGCCAUGGCAAGGGAACACAACCUGCCCCACCGGCCCCGCAAGCUGUACCUGGUGAAGGGGCCCGCGGGGUACGGCUUCCUGCUGGGCCAGGAGAGGCUGCCAUCGGGGAGGAUAGCUCACUUCUUGCGCGAGGUGGACCCGGACAGUCCCGCGGAGAGGGCAGGGAUGCAGGACGGAGACCGUCUCCUGGCGGUGAACGGGGACCCCGUGGAGGGGCUGGAGCACGAGGACAUCGUGACCCGGGUUCGAAAGAGCGGCCAACAGGUCACGCUCACCGCCAUCGACAGCCGGGGCAGCGAGUUCUAUUCGCAGCUGGGCCUGACUCCGCUGCUCUUCUUUGAGGACAGUGAACCCAACACACCCCUGCAGGCGGAGACCCCAGCUCUCACAACGCCCCCUGUGGAGACCCUCCAGGAACCGCAGGCUCCCCUGGCCAAGCCACGGCUGUGUCACCUGGAGAAGGGCAACGCCGGCUUUGGGUUCAACCUGCGCUCAAUCCUGGAUGAACCCGGCACUUUCAUAGGACAGGUGGCGCAGGGCAGCCCAGCGGAGAAGGCAGAGCUCCGAGAGGGGGAUGUGGUGCUGGAGGUGAAUGGGGUGAACGUGGAGUCGGAGUAUAUCGAAGACGUGGUGGGGAAAGUGAAGGAGGGAGGGAGUCGGCUCACUGUGCUGGUGCUGGGCCCCGUCGAGUACCGGCAGUACAAACAAAGUGGAACCCCGAUCACUGCGACCCUCGCUGUCAGCAAACAGGUUGAAAAACCCGAAGCCUCCAGCAAGUCAUUCCUGUGACAAUCCAUCAUUAACGAGGCAGGAAUCAACCAGGGACCGGUUUCACCACUUUGUAAAACAACGUGGUGCCUUGACGCCAACCAGAAACGCUGCAGACCCAAACUGCAACCCAAGCCCUGCAAUAGAAGAAAGAAGCGGAUCAUGUUCGCCUGGACCCCCGACGUGAACGUUUCUCCACUGAUUAUUAAUCAAACCUUCAUCGUCUGUCACUCCUGCCCCUGGGUAGCAGCUCUAUAAAGCAGGACCUUUGCAACUCUGCUGAGCCUAAUGCUGCCCGCACAAUACAACACUGCCUUUCUUACUGGUCUCAUCUCACCCCUUGUACGCAGGGUUCGAACCCAUGCUGUCAUACAGUAUUUCACAGAUUGUAGCUGCAAUGUGUUUAUGUUCCAGCAGGUGGCUAGGGCUAAUGCAGGAUGCAUGCAUAAUUAGUGUACUGUCCUGCAAAUGGCUGGGACCAAUGUUGAAAAAGACUGUCUAGCAAAAUGACUAGAACUAAAGAAUGAUUUUGUAUUUGUUUAUUUCAAUGAGUAACAUAUAUUGUAUGUAGAGCAGCUGUACAGCAAUCGCAUUAUUUGCACGAGUAAUGAGACCGCUUCUAAGCGUUUGCUGUAAAACACACCUAAUGGGUCCCGUGCUGAGCCCAGCUGUGAGUUCAUAAAUGUUCUGCAGAAAACAAUCAGUCACCGUCAACUUUUACUCUGUCGCCCUGUCCUGAAUCUGAGUGGUACUGCACCCUCUUCGUCUUCCUGUGAAGCUGGCAAAAAGGGUCUUGUGUUAAGCGCAUUGAUUUCAGAUGAGAUUCAUCACCCACGUUUAAACAAUGCACUGCCAAUAAUAUCUUCUGCAGUAAUAUAAAUGUGCAAUAUUUUUGUUUGUUUUGUGAUUGUGUCUUGCAUGAUUUGAAAUGUAAAUGUUACCCAGGCUGUAUGUAAACUGUAUGACAUCGCUCCUCCGUGUAGCCUGAAGAAUGCAUAACAUUAUUAUUAUUAUUCAAGAUUGUAUUGUGCCGUUGUUAUUUAAUCUUGAAAAAGACCUUUAAAUAAAUACAAUUACUUAAUUUAAAAACCUGAUCACCAUUGUACGUGUGACAGGACCUCAU
Polyodon spathula (Mississippi paddlefish) is the source of this 2704-nucleotide messenger RNA. RefSeq names its product Na(+)/H(+) exchange regulatory cofactor NHE-RF4-like. Gene Ontology annotation, biological process: protein localization to plasma membrane. Bases 10 to 1602 code for a protein of 530 amino acids. NCBI's taxonomy places the organism in Eukaryota, Metazoa, Chordata, Actinopteri, Acipenseriformes, Polyodontidae. The record is from RefSeq and is a predicted model, not a curated record. Gene Ontology annotation, cellular component: apical plasma membrane. Gene Ontology annotation, molecular function: protein-membrane adaptor activity; signaling receptor binding. The transcript is spliced from 10 exons.